Messenger RNA from Lotus japonicus, 760 nucleotides. RefSeq names its product histone H2A-like. The transcript has a single exon. Gene Ontology annotation, cellular component: nucleosome. Lineage: Eukaryota; Viridiplantae; Streptophyta; Magnoliopsida; Fabales; Fabaceae. The record is from RefSeq and is a predicted model, not a curated record. Gene Ontology annotation, molecular function: DNA binding; structural constituent of chromatin; protein heterodimerization activity. The coding region runs from base 93 to 551 and encodes 152 amino acids.
ACGCAUCAUCCACUUCCAUCUCACCACCACCAACCACCGUCACCGCUCACAAAUUUUCUUAUCCUCCUCCGCUACAAUCUAGGGUUCCGGCAAUGGACACCACCACAGGAAAGGCAAAGAAAGGCGCCGGAGGGAGAAAGAUCGGCGGCCCAAAGAAGAAGCCAGUUUCCAGAUCCAUCAAAGCCGGUCUCCAAUUCCCCGUCGGAAGAAUCGGCCGCUACUUGAAGAAAGGCCGAUACGCUCAGCGCGUGGGAACCGGCGCUCCGGUGUACCUCGCCGCUGUUCUGGAGUAUCUCGCGGCUGAGGUGCUUGAAUUGGCUGGAAACGCGGCGCGUGACAACAAGAAGAACAGGAUUAUCCCGAGGCAUGUGCUGCUUGCUGUGAGGAACGAUGAGGAGCUUGGGAAGUUGCUUGCUGGUGUGACUAUUGCUCAUGGCGGUGUUCUUCCGAAUAUUAACCCUGUGCUUCUGCCGAAGAAGACUGCUGAGAAGGUUGCCAAGGAGCCUAAGUCUCCGGCUAAGAAGGGUGUGAAAUCGCCUAAGAAAGCUUAGAUUUGGUUUUGGUUAAUGUUUUUAGUUAAUUAAUUAAGGUUUCAUUUGUGUGUGUGUGUGUGUGUGUGUAUAUUGCUGUUUAGGUCUUUCUUGUGUGAUGGAAAGAUUAAAUGGGUUUGGGAUAAUGUAAUUCUGAUCUACCUCUAAUUGUAUCACCUGUAGGGAGUUUUAUGCAUCAAUGGAAACAUCUUGUUUUUAAUCCCCAAAAA